This is a messenger RNA of Phragmites australis (common reed), 1107 nucleotides long. RefSeq names its product putative expansin-A30. Lineage: Eukaryota; Viridiplantae; Streptophyta; Magnoliopsida; Poales; Poaceae. Gene Ontology annotation, biological process: plant-type cell wall organization. Bases 30 to 806 code for a protein of 258 amino acids. The transcript is spliced from 3 exons. The record is from RefSeq and is a predicted model, not a curated record. Gene Ontology annotation, cellular component: extracellular region.
AACACCACAAACAAAGCCAAACCAGAGCAAUGGCUUCUCCAUCCACCGCCGCUUUUGCCCUCGUCGUCUCACUGGUCAGCAUGGCCACCAGCGCGAACGCGAGGUUCACGGCGAUGCAGUGGACUCCGGCGCACGCCACGUUCUACGGCGACGAGACCGCGGCGGAGACCAUGGGUGGCGCGUGCGGGUACGGCAACCUGUACGCAACCGGGUACGGCACGGACACGGCGGCGCUGAGCACGACGCUGUUCCGGGACGGGUACGGGUGCGGGACGUGCUACCAGAUGCGGUGCACGGGCUCGCCCUCGUGCUACAGGGGCUCGCCGGUGAUCACGGUGACGGCGACCAACCUGUGCCCGCCCAACUGGGCGCAAGACUCCAACAACGGCGGCUGGUGCAACCCUCCCCGCACCCACUUCGACCUCUCCAAGCCCGCCUUCAUGAAGAUGGCCUACUGGCGCGCCGGCAUCGUCCCCGUCAUGUACCGCAGGGUGCCGUGCGCGAGGAGAGGCGGGCUGCGGUUCGCGCUACAGGGGAACGCAUACUGGCUGCUAGCGUACGUGAUGAACGUGGCCGGCGCCGGCGACGUUGGGGAGAUGUGGGUGAAGCGCGGCAGUAGCACGGGGUGGAUACGCAUGAGCCACAACUGGGGCGCCGCGUACCAGGCCUUCGCGCAGCUCGGCGGCCAGGCGCUCACCUUCAAGCUCACCUCCUACACCACCCGGCAGACCAUCGUCGCCACCAACGUCGCGCCGACGAGCUGGUGCCUCGGGCUCACGUACCAGGCUCGCGUGAACUUCUCCUGAGAGGCGAGCAGAAGUUGCGGGAGCCAUGAUACCGAGAAGGCUCUGCUCUGCUCUGCUGUUUAUUGUUUUCCUACUGUUUUCGUAGCUUCGUUUCAGUAUCAGAGUUUGGACCGUGUUGCGCGUUGCCCCCAUCCAUGAGGAACAGUGGGCUUGACGCGAGCAUUGUUGAUGUAAAAUGUGCAUUACAUUCAAAUACAAGACGAAAAUUUACAGUCAAAAUCUCCCUAAAACACUCGUCAUGGAUGGACACGAAUGAUAACCGCGUGAAUUUCCAAGGGAUGAAAGUAAUUUACAGCGAAAU